UUCGAAACUCCCCAACGUUCCUAUUUCUAUUCAAACACAUCAACGAGGCAACAAAACAAACAAAUAAAAUAAAAACAAAAAUCAUCUCUCUUCGUCGUCUUCUCCUCUCAAGAAUCGAAAAACCGAAACAGAGGAAACAUCACCCACCACCACCAAUGGGAUGUUUUACUGGUUGUUUCGGUCUCUCUUCCAACACAAAACGCAGAAACUCCACCAGGAAGAUCCUUCCUCAGCAUCAAAGAAUCUGUAGCUAUGAGCCUCUACUCUCUUCAGAUCCGUCAGAUUCCUUCACUAAUGUAGAUAGCCCUGAAAAGAUCUCGACUUCGAACCUCAGGUGUGAGGUGGGUGCAGAGGAGGAGGAGAAAGGAACAAAGAAGACGAGGAAGAGAGUCAGGUUUAACUUGAAUGUGCAAACCCUUGAACCACCUCCACCAUCAAGAUACGAGAAUUAUUGCAGCGGUGAUGAUGAUGAAGAGGCAAAAGGAGAGAUAAAGAGCAGUAGAUCUGUGUAUCCUUCAAACUAUAGAUACCAUAACUGCGAAGAUGAAGAUGAAUUGGGAUAUGGAGAGAGUGAUUUUGAGGAUGAAGACUAUUGCACAGAUGAUGAAAACGACUAUGAAGAUGACGCUGAUGAUGAAGAAGAAGAUGAGGACCAGGAUGUGACUCCUCUAUUGAAUCCAGUUGAGAAUAUUGCGCAGUGGAAAGCGGUUAAAGCAAAGCCGGUGAGAGUUAGGCAGCAGCUGAUGAAGGAGAACGUUCAAGUGGAGAGUGAUGAUGAUGAUGAUGAUCAAGCAAGACCACUACUGAAGGAGAUCAUCGUUAAUACUAGCCUUGCCGACUGGUUGGUCUCACCGAAGAGUUUUCAUGGGAAUGGUUCGGCUAAGAGAUCACCAAUUGUGGACAUCACCAACAUGGCGAACAGAUCAAAGGUUCCACAAUGAUGCAGUGUUUUGUUUGUUUGUUUUUUUUUUUUGUAGCAUUUCUGAUUCUUUAUGUGUGUGGAGAUUGGAGGUUUGUAUCAUCAGUUUCAUUAUUCAGAUUUAUUUUGAUAAAGUUGUGUGGUCUUUCAAUGUUUUGGCAUCUGCUUA
Messenger RNA from Brassica oleracea var. oleracea, 1088 nucleotides. RefSeq names its product serine/threonine-protein kinase rio2. The transcript has 3 exons. Gene Ontology annotation, biological process: male meiosis II. NCBI's taxonomy places the organism in Eukaryota, Viridiplantae, Streptophyta, Magnoliopsida, Brassicales, Brassicaceae. The record is from RefSeq and is a predicted model, not a curated record. The coding region runs from base 156 to 941 and encodes 261 amino acids.